UGACGAGCUCCCAAUGGACAUGUUACUAGGUAUGUACUACCUCUCUGUAGCACAGCCCCAGUUCCCCAGUUUGACUGGGACCGAAAAGUGGUCAAACACACGUUGCCAGGUGGAGGGACCGCCAGAUUACAUAAGUUCAAAGCUAGUAGGCUGAUUGAGUCCUAUGGGUGCAUGUGUGCGGCCGCGUUCUAUAAUUAUUAUAAGCAAAAUCAGGAGGAGGGUAUGUACUUAGUUUAUGUCUCUGCUGCAGGCGAGCCGGUGAAAAUGCCGCCAGAGAUAGAGGGAGUAGUUGCUAAGUACCCAGAUCUAUUUGAAGAGCCGACAGGGGUUGUUGAGAGGGAGGUCGUCCACGCGAUAGAGAUUAUCCCAGGGUCUAGUAUUCCGAAGGGUAGGAUCUAUCGGAUGUCUCCAGGCGAGCUUGAUGAGCUUCGCCGCCAACUCAAGGAACUCAUAGAGAAGGGUUGGAUCCGGCCGAGUGUCUCUCCUUAUGGAUCUCCAGUACUCUUUGUACCUAAGAAGAAGGAGGGCACUCUCAGGAUGUGCAUUGACUAUAGGGGCCUCAAUGCCAUCACUGUGAAGAACAGAGAGCCCCUACCACGCAUCGAUGAUCUAUUAGAUAGAGUGCAAGGGUGUCGGUACUUCAGUAAAAUAGAUCUGAAGUCCGGGUACCAUCAGAUUGCAAUCCGGCCCGAGGAUCAACACAAAACCGCAUUUCAGACCAGGUACGGUCURUACGAGUUUGUGGUGAUGCCUUUUGGCCKUUGCAAUGYUCCUGGMACCUUUCAGCACGCUAUGAAUCRGAUWUUYCAUGACUACUUGGAUAAGUUUGUCGUCGUGUACCUCGAUGACAUACUUAUUUUUAGUAAGACUGUCGAGGAWCACGUAGCACACUUAGACAAAGUUCUCAGUCUCCURCGACAGCACAAGUUCAAGAUCAACGGUGAAAAGUGCGAGUUUGGCCACACCCGUAUCUUGUACUUGGGUCAUGAGAUCUCCGCGGAAGGGUUGAAGCCCGAUGACGCGAAGGUGGCCAGCAUUCGUGAUUGGCCACGACCUCAGUCUGUGACUGAGAUGAGAUCUUUCUUAGGAAUGACAGGCUACUACCGGACUYUUGUAAARAACUAUAGCAUUGUGGCCGCUYCUUUGACURAUCYGACCCGCCUUGACACCCCGUGGGAGUGGACAGAUGAGUGCGAGGCUGCUUUCAGACAUCUGAAGCAUGCAUUGACGCACUAUGAAGUCUUGAAGCUACCCGAUCCUGAUAAGCCAUUUAUAGUAACCACGGAUGCUAGCCAAUAUGGCAUUSGCGCCGUGCUUGCGCAGCAGGAGGGGCCAAAGUUGAGGCCAGUUGAGUACAUGUCCAAGAAAAUGCCGUCUCAGAAGUUGGCCAAGUCUACUUAUGAGAAGGAACUUUAUGCGGUGUACAAGGCUCUCACCCAUUGGAGACACUAUCUCCUUGGGCGGUUCUUCAUCCUCCGGACUGAUCAUCAGACCCUGAGAUGGAUAAGAACACAACCGGUACUCUCAGAUGCUCUCAAGCGAUGGAUCGAAGUCAUUGAGCAAUAUGACUUUGACCCUCAGUAUCUCAAAGGGGAGUACAACAAGGUUGCUGAUGCCUUAUCGCGCAGACCGGACUUCUCAGGUGCGAUGAUUACUGAGUUCGAUCUGACGGACGAUGUUACUCAGUCUUUGGUGGAAGCCUAUCGUCAGGACGAGUUUAUGUCUGAGAUCAUACACAGACUAGAGGCGAAGGAUAAGAAGACCUCCGCCGAGUUUGAGUUGGUCAAUGGAUUGCUGUUCCUAGAGAAGGCAGGGAAUAAACGCUUGUGUGUUCCAAAUAGUGAGUCUUUGCGUAGUUUGUUUUUAGCUGUACGUGGAAACUUGUCAAGUAUGCCAAAGAGACAAGCCCGUACUCAGGCUCCUCUUGGGCUGCUCAAGCCCCUUCCGAUUCCGGAAAGGCCGGGUGAAAGUUUGUCCAUGGACUGCAUGGAUACGCUGGUCACCAGCAAGAGUGGGAUGAGACAGAUCUUUGUCAUCGUGGAUAGGUUUAGUAAGUUUGAUAGAUUAAUAGCUAUGCCAGAAACAGCAAAGACCGAGUACUUGAUCAGGUUAUUUAAGGAGAACUGGGUCAGAGACUUUGGACUGCCGAAGUCAAUUGUCAGUGACAGGGACGUCAGGUUUACGAGUGAAUUGUGGAAGGCCGCUGCAGCUGAACAAGGAACUCAACUGCAAAUGACUUCUGGAAAUCAUCCAGAAGCUAAUGGCCAGGCUGAACAAAUGAACCGCGUUGUGCAACACCUGUUGAGGCACUACAUCAAGCCCAAUCAGGUAGACUGGGACGAAAAGCUUGCUCUAGUCGCCAGUCUAUAUAACAACGCUGUACACAGUGCUACCGGGACAAGUCCUAACGGUCUACAACUGACAUUCAAGCCUAGACUGCCCUUAGACUUCCUACUUCCAGACAACCAGUCAACUGCUACACCGGGCACUUUGGAGUUCGCCUAUAGAUAUGAACAAAAGAUGCAGGAGGCUGUAGAACACAUGCAGAAGGCGCAGGCAGCAAUGAUAGAGUCUGAGAAUAGACACCGUCGCCCUUCUACAUUCCAGGUUGGGGACAGAGUCUGGGUCAAGUCUUCAGAACUGGGACAGGAGUUCGGAAUAUCCCGCAAACUCAUGCCUCAGUACUUUGGGCCUUGGGAAGUUCUAGACGUAGUAGGGACAGAUCCUGAUGGUCCAUCAUAUGUCAUCCGUAUCCCUGGUCAUCUCAGAACUCACCCUGUCUUUCACGCCUUUAAGCUCGCUGCGUCCAAGGAAACUGAUCAGUUUCCCCCUCGUCGGUCAAUGCUGCCCCCAACCAUGGACGGAGAAGUCGAUAUCGAUGAUAUCGUCGAUCACAGGGAGAUGCCUGUUCAGAAGCCCCCAGGAAGGGGACGUCCUCCAAAGCCAAAACUGCAGUUCCGUGUUCACUUCAAACAUCACACGGAUCGGAAAGAGGACCGCUGAAGUGAAGACCUACGCCUUGAUGAUGAUGACGAGCAGUACCCUGAUGACGAUGAUGGUGAUGACGAGCAGCACCCUGAUGAUGAUGACGCCCUUCCCGUCUUGGAGAAGCUUAGAGAGGCUAACUUCAAGAUCAAUGCGAAGAAGUGCGAGUUGGCCAAGAUGCAAGUCGUCACCACGAACGCGAGUCAGUAUGGGAUAGGCGCCGUGUUGCAGCAAGACGACGGCAAUGGCUAUAGACCCGUAGAGUUCAUGUCCGCGAGGAUGCCCUGUGAGAAGGUCGCUACCUCCACGUACGAGAGGGAACUCUACGCUCUCAGGCAGGCUUUAGACCAUUGGAAGCACUAUCUGCUUGGGAGGCACUGCAAAGUGGCACUUUCAACGGUGGAGAUGGGUGGCGAGACCUACUUCCCGAAAGGCAUACCAUUUGAUGCGGGAGCAUCUGAAGAAGAUGGCACAGGUGUAUCGGUGAAACCAGUGAAGGGACGAACACUGAUUUUCUGGAGUAGAAAGAGGGAUGGACAGGAAGAUGCGCUCAGUAUUCAUGGUGGGGCAAAAGUUAUUGCUGGAGAGAAAUGGCUGGCCUCCAAAUGGAUAAUUUUGGCCGGUGAUAUGGCCACUGGAGCUGCAGGUCGUUAUCAGCAGGCAUUUCUGUACUCCUCGCUGCUGUGGAGUUCCUUUAGCUCCCGUUAGCUGCCUGUGAAUUUUCCGAUAUCGGAGAGGCAGCGGCGAAUCGUGGUUAACAGUGAUGUUCGGAUAGAUCUGUUCCACAAGUGAUUUCCGGGAGAGCCUCUUCUGCGGCAGUGAUGUUAAAGAGACAGACUUUCUUUUUUGAUUUCAAGAGAACCUCUUCUGCGAUAUUGAUUUCAAAAUUCAAAGUUCAAACUUCAACGAGAACGCCGUCUGUAAAACUGGUUUUCAAGAGAACCGCUUCUGUGAAGCCGGAGCUAACAUAACAUCGGCUGCAAAAAUGUACAGCUGGAGAGGUGUUUGACCGACAACACGGUUUGUGAACUUUGUGCCGAUUGUUCGUUCUAUGCAUCAGUCUGUCAGAGGACUAUCAUCCAUGCGCGAAGGUAGCUUAGCUUACUGUUGACUGCUAUUCGAAACGACUAAAUUAGAGGAGACCUGGAGAAGUGAAUUGAAAUUCGACGACCUUCCACCCAUGUGCAAAGGUCCCUUACUUUUUUCUGAUUUGGCAGUUUUAUAACCAAGAGUACAAUACCAUCACAACAUGGCAGUAUACUUUCAAUGACCAGCGCAAUCAUCAACUCAUUUCCAGUCAACUUCCCGAUCUCGAGCUCAUUUGCAGUCAAUUUCCCGAUCUCGAGCUCAUGUGCAGUCAUUUUGUCUGCAAAUGGCUUUGAAGCGGUGAACAUUCCGGCAUGGCCGAAAUAGCUUGCCAGGCCUACUUCCCGACCUCGAGCUCAGUGAGGACACAGGAAAGGUCAGAUGAAGAUGAACAUCGACCAUGUCAUGGUUACACACGCACUACCGAAGCGACGAAACAGUCUGGCACAGUCAUGCUUUUUUUGAGUGUAUAGCGAAUAUGACAACACACUACCGAACUGCUCAAAGACCAUUCCGGGUGAGAGGUGUGAUUGGACGGAAUUCACUCGACGAAGAUCCACUUAGUGCUCGACAGUUAGUUUUUGAAUCUUUUUUUACGAUGGUAGUGGUAAUGGUAACGUUUUCUCAUUUGUUGGUCAUGUUCUUGGCAUCCAAAUUUGUUCUAUCGUCUUAGUAAGUUAGUAGUAGUUAGUACAGCAAAACCUUUACUCAAAAUUUACUGCCCUUUGUUUUUCUGAUUCUAUACAUAUAGAUGCAAAAUGUAGAUAUCAAAUUGGGGGUGGGAGGGGACUGUUACGGAGAUGGGAGAUGCAGCGAAGAAGGACAGAGAAGAGAGCAGAGGGAAAGCGAUUGCCAUUUUGCCAUUUCCAACGCAGACUCCAGCCAGGACAACACAGGCCUGAAUGCAUUGGAUGAGUGCAUGAAAGAAUGAGUGGGGAACAUGUCUCCUGCAACUACUGAUGUUGGGUUUGGGUGGAAUGCCCCGCCCCGACCUACCAGCAUGGGAAGAUGAUCCCAAGCACGAUCAAAGAUUCGUCUACAACAGGAAAAGUUAACAGUAUUUUGUUCUCCAACUUCUCCCAUAGUGUGGCCUAUGGCUGUACAGCUGUGCCAUGCUAUCGUCUCUACCCGAACAGAAAGCACUGUCACUAUAGCCAUAUUUGGGGCAACUUUCAGUCUAGAUACAGGGAGAAUGACCGGGUGUUUCAUUCGGGUGAAGACGGAUGGUAGUCACACCGCUGUAGCAUACAGCGAGAGAUAUGCACUCAGAGAACCGCAUCAUUAGCCGCUAAGACCUUCGUGGGGAUUAUAGUUUCUACAUGAAGAUCGACGGCUGCGUCUUUUGAGCUGCUUCUGCUUCUGCUGCUGCUGCUGCUUUUUUCCAUAUUAGAUGAGACACCGUUGGAGGUGCCAGAGCUGCAUCACAAGUAUAUGGCUUAGUGCCGUGGAUUGAUUGAGGAAGUCGCUUUCUCAUCGAGUUAUGUUCAGUGAGGAUAUUUCCCUUGGAAAGGUCAGGAUUGUGCAAUGGCGCGCAUUAUUACUGACAUUAAUUUGUUAACUUUGUUUGCAUUCAAACAGUUGUCAUCAACUGGAUGGAAAUCAUAAUAGCAGGUCGCGGAAGAUCUCAAUGUGCUUGCUGCCUGACAGAAAAAUGAUCAGAAGGCAGAUCUAAAUGAACUGACUGCGCACUAGGUAGUUGGUUUUUCCAUUCCAGGUGACCUGCAGCAACACGAUAGGACUCCCUUCAAACCACCAUGUGAACCAAUCGAGCAAGAUGACAGGCAGACUGGAGACAUUUGAAUGCGGUUUUGAGUUGUGAAUCAAUCGAGCACAUAACACAGCUAUCGGCCGCAGAACAAAAUGGAGUAGAAAACGUUUUCAGUUGGAUGAAUUUGGGCGCUCCUGUGGUGGCCCGUACGAUUCCUAAAAUUGUGGCUUGUUUAUGGGCACGACUUUAGGAAGUACUAGUGGUUUAAGAAUGGGUGGACGAUUUUCAGUCAUUCGAGGGGAAACUUGGAUUGGAAUGUGCGUCACCCUCUGUACUGAGAAAAAUGCGGCAAUGAAUUGGCAUAGUGGUG
Chara braunii is the source of this 6149-nucleotide messenger RNA. Lineage: Eukaryota; Viridiplantae; Streptophyta; Charophyceae; Charales; Characeae. The record is from the annotation of a GenBank genome assembly.